AGUAUUAAUUAACACUUCAAACUUCAAAUUCCUUCUUGGAAGCUUCAAAGAGCCAAAACAUCCAUAUUUCAAUUCUCAUUCUAAUAAUACUCUUGUAACUUCUUUCAAUAACUCACACUACUAAACCUUCCUUCGAUUUUGCUUCCCCCUUUCGAUUCAACAAAACUAAUUGAGUAGAAUCCAUCGAUUUUGGUUGCCAUUGAGUAGAAUCCUCAUUUUGAGUAUAUUUUGAGCAGGGUAGUAGAAUUCUGAGAUGGACCGUCGAGGUUGGCCGUGGAAGAAAAAAUCGUCCGAUAAAAUCACAAAGGCGGAUAUACCAUUUGUUACACCUGACUCUGUUGGUUCCACCUUAUCUUCUGUGGCACAUUUAGGAAAUCAGGAAAACUGCACAAAUAAGAACUAUGUUCAAAUUUCAAUGGAGUCAUACACGCGUAUGUCUGGAUUGGAAGAUCAAGUUGUGAACCUGGAGGGUCAAGUAAAAGAUUUGGAAUCAAAGCUAUCAGCAGCUUAUUCAGAGUUAGAUAACAAGGAAAAUCUGGUUAAACAACAUGCAAAAGUUGCCGAGGAAGCAGUCUCAGGUUGGGAGAAAGCUGAUGCAGAAGUAGUUUCCUUAAGAUGUCAACUUGAAUCGAUGACCCUCUCAAAGCUUAGUGUUGAUGAGAGAGCAACUCACUUAGAUGGAGCUCUGAAAGAAUGCAUGAAGCAGAUAAGAACUGUAAAGGAGGAAAGCGAGCAGAAAAUACAGGACGUGAUUCUAAUGAAAUCUCAACAGUGGGAGAAAUUCAAGUUAGAGCUUGAAGCAGAAAUAGACAAAUUGGAUAAAGGACUUCGUGAAGAAGCUCGUGAAAAUGCUGCACUUCUGAGAUCACUACAUGAAAGUUCGAAUAAAAUAGUGAAACUAAAAGAAGAAAAGUCUGAAGUUGAGUCCUCGUUAGAGCUUCAAAAGAAGAAUGUUCAGUCAUAUGAAAAAGAAAUAAAUUCAUUGAAGUAUGAGCUGCAUAUGAUUUCUAAGGAGAUGGAUAUCCGCAAUGAAGAGAAAGACAUGAUUAUGAAAUCAGCAGAAGUGGCAAACAAACAACGCACUGAGGAUGUUAGGAUCAUUACCAAUCUAGAGGGAGAGUGCCAACGGCUUCGCGGUCUUUUGCGAAAGAAGUUACCUGGACCUGCUGCAUUGGCACAAAUGAAGCUCGAAGUUGAAAGUACACGCCACGUCAUUAGUGGAAUCCAUCAAAGAAAAACAAGUAGCUUGCAAGAAUCCGAGUUUCUUAAUAUGUCGAAACAAUUGGAGUUGUUUGAAGAAGAAACAAAGAGAUUGAAAGAAGCUUUGGCCUCAAGUAAAGCUGAACUGCAGGCUUCUAGGAACUUGAACACUACAACAGUUGGCAGACUUAAGAGCUUAGAAGCUGAGGUACAAGUUCUUUAUCAAGAAAGAAGUUCGCAGAAAUCAAAUUUGGCAAUUAAUUACCAAAAUUCUUCAAGUAGAAUUUGUAGCAAUUCACCAAGCAUCACUUCUAUAUCUGAUGGUUGGCAUGAGGAUCCGGAAAGUCCUGUUGAGUCAUCUACAGACUCAACUUCUGAUCAUUUUCAUGUAAGGAGAGUUAGAAGCUCAGUUAAAUUUGAGAGUCACAAAAGUGAAACUAUCUCAGAACUGAUGGACGAUUUCCUCGAAGUGGAGAAAAUGGCAUCUUCAUCAGACAAUGACAGUGUACAGAUUGCUGACAAAGUUAAGAACGACUCUGAAGAUAAACAAUUGAAAUCAAAUGAUGCUUUGGUUGAGAUUCAGCUGAAAUGUAUGACAGAGUCUUAUAAGUCACUUCAAACACAUGUAGAAGAGUUAGAAGCUGAAAAUAAGUUUCUUAAGGAAAAGAUUGAUGAGCUAAAGAAUGAUCUCGAGGAGGAAAAACAAUGUCAUCACGAUAUUUUGGUUAGAUACAAAGAAAUUGAAGAAAAAAUGCCAAGGGACAAGUGCCUGUUGUGUGCAUCGAAUUCGGAAGCAAAUAAUGACAUCAAUACUCGGAAGGAUACGGAACUAGCAGCUGCAGAGAAAAAGCUAGCAGAAUGUCAAGAGACUCUGCAUGUACUUGGCAGGCAAUUACAAGCAAUGAGCCCACAAAUUGGCUCUAAAAGACUUCAAACAAACGAAUCAUCGGUUAAACCGAAUUAUGGCUGGUCAAAUUCUAAUGGCUCCUAUAAUAACUCAGACGAAAUUGAUCAUGCUGAAGCAUACAGUGUAUCUUCUAAUUCUGACAUUCAAGGAGUGAAUGAUGAGUUUUCAUCAUCUCACAACUUUGGUUCCAUGUCAUGUCUAUCAGACGCCGAAUGCAACAUUUCAGUAAAUUCUUCAACAGAGUCAAGCCAGAGUUGUUAUAUGCUUACUGAAUCACAUUCCCAUUCUUCCGGUUCUGCUACCGGGAAACAACAUGCACAUGGUUCGAGUCACUUUUUUUCUUCCAAAGAGAAAACUAGUCACUAGCACUUUUUGUUACUUCUAGGAGUUAUCAGAGGGACCUCACCCAUGAUGUUGUACAUAGAUUAUUAUAUUAUAUAGUAAAAAGUUGUGGACACUGAUGUUUGUGUCUGUGAUUCUCCUGAGUAUAUUGAAUUGGUUUUAAGCCCUAUUUAAUAUUUAAUUGUUCGGACCUACAUCAAAGCUACAAAAUCAACCAAUUCAACCAAUAGAUGUCCAUUUUAUUUUAUAAAAUAUUUUUAGCAUGUGGGACUUUGAUUUUCUUCAUUGACAUUCUUUUUAAUAAACAUUUUUAACAAAUAGGAAUACUAAAGAGUUGACAUCAAGUCAUUAGGAGGGAAAAAAAACUCAUGUAGGUGAAAAGACUAACCAAGCAAAAAAAAAAAAAACUAAGCAAAAAUACAAUAUGAAUUGAUGAGUGUAUCUUGUUUCAUAGCAGUACUUUGUAUAAUCGAUCAUCCUCAACACUUUAUAUAGACAUAUAUUGGAACAAGAAAAAAUGUUCAACUUAAGGAAAUUGGAAAAAACUCUGGAAGAUGCGUGUUCUGCAAAAAGUGAAGUUGUUUUUGUGGCAUGCCUUAUGUGGGUGUCUGCCGGUUCGUGGAAGAUUGAUACAAAAGGAGUACAAUGCGAAAACAAAUGCCCACACUUUGAUCAGAUGGAGGAGAAUGAGUGGCAUUGCUUCUUUGGGUGCACAACUGUUAGAGAUGUUUGGUAGGAAACUGAGGUAUGGCAACUAGUAAGUAAUUACAUUGAUGAUGCUAAGUGGUUUUGUGCCUAUGGUUUUUGACAUGCUCGAGGAAAUAGAUAAUGAAAACAUGGCCAAGAUUGUAAUGAUGCUUUGGAAAAUAUGGUGGAGAAGAAACCAAAAGUGUUGGAAUGACAAAUUCCCAACAAUUUUUGACUUAUGCGAAGAGCAAGAGAGACAUUACAUGAGUGGUUGAGACUUGAGAGUUCAGAUGAAGAACAGCAACAAUACACGCGACAGAAGUGCAAAAGCGAGCUUUACUUGGAGGAAGCUUCAAAUGUAACGUUGAUACCGCCUGCUAUGUAGAAGACAACGUCUACUAUAUGCUGGAUUGUGCAUUUGUGACAGCCAUGGCAGCUUCGUGAAAGCACACCAGACAUUGCAGGCUGUGCAAGCUAUUAAUAUGAAGCAGUCAAAUAACUGAGUUUGGUACCAUUAUUCAUAUGUGUCAUAACUUAACAGCAACAAAUAACAACUUCUGAUGGUUGGCAUGAGGAUCCGGAAAGUCCUGUUGAGUCAUCUGCAGACUCAACUUCUGAUCAUUUUCAUGUAAGGAGAGUUAGAAGCUCAGUUAAAUUUGAGAGUCACAAAAGUGAAACUAUCUCAGAACUGAUGGACGAUUUCCUCGAAGUGGAAAAAAUGGCAUCUUCAUCAGACAAUGACAGUGUACAGAUUGCUGACAAAGUUAAGAACGACUCUGAAGACAAACAAUUGAAAUCAAAUGAUGCUUUGGUUGAGAUUCAGCUGAGUGACUAUUAAAAUCAAUCCAUGAAAAACAAUGGCAGGGAACAUUCUACUAUUUAAUCAAUCAGAUACAGAUCUAUUUUCUCUUCCCUCGCCGAAUAAGGAAACAUUCCUACAAUG
This is a messenger RNA of Trifolium pratense (red clover), 4079 nucleotides long. Its product is annotated as filament-like plant protein 5. The transcript is spliced from 5 exons. Lineage: Eukaryota; Viridiplantae; Streptophyta; Magnoliopsida; Fabales; Fabaceae. The coding region runs from base 254 to 2473 and encodes 739 amino acids. The record is from RefSeq and is a predicted model, not a curated record.